AUGGUCCAGCGUGCAGUGCGACUAUCCGAACACGCCUCCAAUGACCCUUGGUCUAUAACCAAGCUCUGUCCUCAUGAGGACCGAGGUCAGCGUCGGAAACCUUCGGCUGACAUCUUCGACCUGCGCCUAAGCGAUUAUAUCCAGGUACUACAGUAUCUGGACAAUUCCAUGGCCACGGGGCGGUACACCGAUCAAUACUAUCCUGAAACGAGCUCACUUUGUUCGGCAUUUUCGGAUUCGGAACUUGUCACUAGAGACAUGACCAUUGUUCCUUGGGAGCGCCCACCCACUCCCACUCCAGCGUGGAUUGCAUCGAUGGAAAGCUUCUUUUUCGGAUCACCGGGGUUGUCGGUAUCGCCCAGUCCACUUCUAACACCAUCACCGUUGGCCAUUGAAGCGCCACCUGACCGUCAGGAUGGCGGCAUAUUUGUGGAGCCGCCAUAUUCGGAUAUUGACGCAGAACAUUUAGAUCCAUUUGGACAAUAUGGGCAGAGUGCCCGAUUCUUGGAGAAUAGGUAA
Penicillium lagena is the source of this 519-nucleotide messenger RNA. RefSeq lists its product as uncharacterized. The transcript has a single exon. Bases 1 to 519 code for a protein of 172 amino acids. The record is from RefSeq and is a predicted model, not a curated record. NCBI's taxonomy places the organism in Eukaryota, Fungi, Ascomycota, Eurotiomycetes, Eurotiales, Aspergillaceae.